AGCUAGAGAGGAGGAGGAGGGGGAGAGGCAGAGGGAAACCCAGCCCACCCUUUGGCUUCCUCCUGCCUCCUUCUAAAACUUUCAGAUUCCUCCAGCCUGUGCAAGCGCCUGAAGUUCCCUGAGCCGUGCUGCCGGGACUGCGAGGUCUGCUGAAAGAUGAGGGCCUGGAUUUUUUUCCUUCUCUGCCUGGCAGGCAAAGCCCUGGCAGCACCGCAGGAGGCUCUGCCCGAUGAGACAGAGGUCAUCGAAGAUCCCACCACAGAGGAGACUGUGGGGGCUAAUCCUGUCCAGGUGGAGGUGGGAGAGUUUGAGGAACCCACGGAGGAUGUAGAGGAGAUUGUUGCAGAGAACCCCUGCCAGAACCACCACUGCAAGCACGGCAAGGUGUGUGAGGUGGAUGACAACAACUCGCCCAUGUGUGUGUGCCAGGACCCCUCCAGCUGCCCCGCCACCGCCGGCGUCUUCGAGAAGGUCUGUGGCACUGACAACAAGACCUACGACUCCUCCUGCCACUUCUUUGCCACCAAGUGCACCCUGGAGGGAACCAAGAAGGGACACAAGCUGCACCUGGACUACAUUGGGCCUUGCAAAUUCAUCCCUGCCUGCCUGGACACAGAGCUGACCGAGUUCCCCCUGCGCAUGCGGGACUGGCUCAAGAACGUGCUGAUCACGCUGUACGAGCGCGACGAGGACAACAACCUGCUGACCGAGAAGCAGAAGCUCAAGGUGAAGAAGAUCCACGAGAACGAGAAGCGCCUGGAGGCCGGCGACCACACCGUGGAGCUCCUGGCCCGGGACUUUGAGAAGAACUACAACAUGUACAUCUUCCCUGUGCACUGGCAGUUUGGGCAGCUGGACCAGCACCCCAUUGAUGGGUACCUGUCACACACGGAGCUGGCCCCGCUGCGUGCCCCCCUGAUCCCCAUGGAGCACUGCACCACUCGCUUCUUCGAGGCCUGCGACCUGGACAACGACAAGUACAUCGCCCUGGAGGAGUGGGCCAGCUGCUUUGGCAUCAAGGAGAAGGACAUAGACAAGGAUCUUGUGAUCUAAACGCUCGCCUCCCUGCUCUGCUGCCAACUUUGUCAUGUUUUAACCUUCCCACUUCCUUUGGUUUUUAAACUGCUUUUGUUUUGUUUUGUUUUUCCCUGGGAACAAGGUGCUAUUAUAGGUCUAAACAUAUGUAGUAACGGUGCUAAGAGAAAUAACAGUCCUCAUUCAUAGCCUUAUCUAUCACCACUAGAUUACUCACCCAACUGUUUCCACAAGCUCUUACCAGCCUUUUCUCUCUCCUAGUCUUUAUUGCUGAUUGUUCCUGUGCUAAAUAUCCGCUCUGCCUCACCAUCCGCUCUCUCUGGGAUGGACUUCUCUUAACUUCUCACUAACAGCACGUUCCUGGACACUCAGACACAAAACCCUCUCAGCUGAUUCACCACCCCAGGCACAGAUGCCAGCGAGGGAAGGCAGAGCCAGAGGAUGUAGGAGGACUGGGUUCUCAAGCAGAGCAGCUGUAGGUGACAUUGUGGCCACCCAGCUCGUGGUAGGAAGGAUGGAGAGGGGUGAGAAAGACAGAGAGUGGUAGGAUUUUGUUUUCCUUUUUUUUUUUCCCCUCCCAUUCCCAGGGUUUGAAUUUAGCAGUUACUGGGCACAAAAAAAAAGAUAAACGGAACAAUUGAAUAGGGAAGCGCACAGAAUUUAAAACAAAUAAAAUGAAAUUAUUCCCAUCCUGUAAAAUCCUCUUGAAUAAUAAAGGUUUGAAAGUGC
This is a messenger RNA of Onychostruthus taczanowskii (white-rumped snowfinch), 1764 nucleotides long. It is a transcript of the gene SPARC, whose product is annotated as secreted protein acidic and cysteine rich. Bases 157 to 1053 code for a protein of 298 amino acids. NCBI's taxonomy places the organism in Eukaryota, Metazoa, Chordata, Aves, Passeriformes, Passeridae. Gene Ontology annotation, molecular function: protein binding; collagen binding; extracellular matrix binding. Gene Ontology annotation, biological process: anatomical structure development. The record is from RefSeq and is a predicted model, not a curated record. The transcript is spliced from 10 exons.